Messenger RNA from Nilaparvata lugens (brown planthopper), 688 nucleotides. RefSeq lists its product as uncharacterized. The record is from RefSeq and is a predicted model, not a curated record. Lineage: Eukaryota; Metazoa; Arthropoda; Insecta; Hemiptera; Delphacidae. The transcript is spliced from 3 exons. Bases 269 to 688 code for a protein of 139 amino acids.
CAGAAAGGACUUGUCACGGUUGAUUAUAAGAAUCGUUCAAUGGUGGGUGUUGAGCUUUGAAAAUGCUGCUUUUGUUUAUUGAAGCCCCGCUUAUGCUGGGGGUGCUACAGGCUGGUUGUUGUCUUGUUGAAGACAGUCUGCUGUUUGUCCUCUUUCUGGAUGGUUGAUUGUGUUGUGAUAGUUUCGUGUUUGCCGUCUUGGUCUCGAGCAAUUGACUAAAAGUGAAGAGACUAAGUUACUCGCCAAUGUGAAUAAUCGAGCUUCCGCGAUGUCAUUUACAGUGUGCUCUUACAAAGGCUGCACAAACAGUGCAGCAAAAAUCAAAGGACUGAAGAUGUUCCGUUUUUCCAAAUCUUUAUCAGAAAUUUGGAUACGUCAUACAGGAAAUUCUGAUUUGAUUGGACUAUCUCCAACAAAAUUGAACAAGCUAAAGAGAGUCUGUGAGCAGCAUUUUCGAGAAUCGGAUAUUCUGCCAAGUGGCCGAUUGAUGAAUGGCGCUGUUCCAUUGUGCUACGUUGCACCAGAAGUAAUACCUGGCCCUUCACACCCACCACUUGUUCCAGAAUCCCCUACACCGACUCUAAUAGAUCAUCAUCCACUCCCCGAAAAUAUAGAAAUAUUAGUGCAUUGGCAGUGGGUCAACGAGAGCUGCUCACCAGUUGACACCAAGUCAUAUCUGGCCGAAUAG